UACGUGACCCAGACGGUGGAGGUGGAGUCCCCCACGACCCUGAGGUCUCUGGUGGAGGCCGAGGAGCGGAACCGGGGGCUGCUGGAGCAGCUCUCCAGCCAGGGGGAGCGGUACCAGCGGCUGGCCGAGCAGCUGCAAGGCUCGGAGGAGGUGACUGCCGGGCUGCGGCACAAGAUCGCUGCUUACGAGUCCGAGAUCGCCAAGCUGCGGGAGGAGCUGCUGCGGGAGAUCAACCACCUGGAAGCCCAGAAGGAGGAGGCCGUCAAGGAGGCCUCGGAGAGCUCGGAGCAGCACCUGGAGCAGCUCCGCGAGCAGCUGACAGGUGUCCAGAGGCGCCUGGCCACGCUGCAGCCCAUCCUUAAGGGCAUGAAAACCAACUACUCCAGCCUGCGCAGCCAGGUGCGCGACUUCUCCGGGUUCUACGAGGCGGCCAUCCGGGAGGCCAGGCGACAGAUGUGCUCGGCCGUCAGCGAGGCGUCGGAGGCCAGCCGGGACCUGCUGCAGAAAUACCAGCAUGAGGUGCUGCUGCGCAAAAAGUACCACGCCCAGCUGGUGGAGCUGAAAGGGAACAUCCGGGUGCUGUGCCGCCUGAAGCCGGUGACAGAGGCGGACCAGCAGGAGGGGGAGGUGAGCACGGCCGUCAGCACGGAGCCCGGCAGUGACAGCAGCGUCACCGCCCGCUACAAGGGCAAGGAGAGGACCUUCGAGCUGGACAAGGUCUUCCUGCCGGAGGCCACGCAGGAGGAGGUGUUCCUGGAGAUCGAGCCCCUGGUCCUGUCCUGUCUGGAUGGCUACAACGUGUGUAUCUUUGCCUACGGGCAGACCGGCUCGGGGAAGACGUACACCAUGGAGGGCGUCCCCGAGGACCCUGGCAUAAACCAGCGUGCGCUGCAGGCCCUGUACCGGGAGAUGGAGGCCAGGGCGGGGCUGUGGAAGUACUCGGUGACCCUCAGCGUGGUGGAGAUCUACAACGAGGUGAUCCG
Terrapene triunguis (Three-toed box turtle) is the source of this 983-nucleotide messenger RNA. RefSeq names its product kinesin-like protein KIFC3. Gene Ontology annotation, biological process: microtubule-based movement. The record is from RefSeq and is a predicted model, not a curated record. The transcript has 7 exons. Gene Ontology annotation, molecular function: microtubule binding; ATP binding; microtubule motor activity. NCBI's taxonomy places the organism in Eukaryota, Metazoa, Chordata, Testudines, Emydidae. The annotation marks the transcript as partial.